GGCUUUGAACUGUGAUCCUUCUGCCUCAGCUCCUUAAUCACUAGGAUUACAGGCAUCUACCACCAAGCCCAGCUAAAUAUUCAUUUUUACUGUGAAUUAUAUUGUUUGUUUUUUCAGUUUUCUAUGAGUUCUAUUAUUGUGACAGGGGGGAAUUUGUUUUUUCCCUUUUUUUUUCAGAUUUGGAGUCUAGGUAUGAGACAGAGAUUUUAUCUGUAAGAAAGGAUGUUUUGGAAAACAGUGGUUCUCAGUUGGAAGUUACAGAAAAUAGCAAUCUCAUUGACUUCAAAAGCUCCAUUUUCAGAAAUGACUGGCAAAGCAAAAACAAGAUUGAAGUAAAAGGACCUGGAUGGAGAUGUUUCAAUAAGAUGAAAAUCAUCUCUGGCAAACAGCCCAAUUAUAAGAAUUAUAAAUAUCUUACAUUACCUCAGAGAAUGCUUGGUGGUGCAAAGCCCUAUGAAUAUAAGGAAUGUGGGCAAGUGUUCAGUUGUGACUCAAACUUUGAUAACUAUCAGAGAAUAAUACAUACUGAUGAGAAAACCUAUGAAUGUAAUGGAUGCUGGAAAAACUCUGGGAUGGAUAAUUCACAUAUACUACAAUUGAAUAUUCAUACUGGAGUGAAGCCUUGUAAAUAUAUGGAACAUGGGAAUAAACUUAGUUUCUAUGAAGAUCUUAGUCUUUACCAAAAAAAAUUUAUAGCAUUGGGAAGUUCUAUAAGUGUAAGGCAUAUGGGAGGAUCUUUAGAAAUGUUGGAGAAAUUACUCCCAUUCAUAGAAUUUGUGAUGGUGAAAAGCCCUAUGAAUGUACAUUCUGUGGGAAAUCCUUUAGGGUGUAUGCACAACUUAUUCAACAUCAGAAAAUUCAUACUGAUGAGAAACCUUACAAAUGUAUGGAAUGUGGCAAGGACUUUAGAUUUCAUUCACAGCUUACUGAACAUCAGAGAAUUCAUACUGGUGAGAAACCAUACAAAUGUAUCCACUGUGAGAAGGUUUUUAGAAUUAGUUCACAACUCAUUGAACAUCAGAGAAUUCACACUGGUGAGAAACCUUAUGCAUGCAAGGAAUGUGGGAAGGCUUUUGGAAUCUGUAGAGAACUUGCUCGACAUCAGAGAAUUCAUACAGGUAAGAAACCCUAUGAAUGUAAGUCAUGUGGAAAGGUCUUCAGAAAUAGUUCAUCCCUGACUAGGCAUCAGAGAAUCCAUACUGGUGAGAAACCCUAUAAAUGUAAAGAAUGUGAGAAAGCUUUUGGAGUAGGCAGUGAACUUACCCGACAUUAGCGAAUUCACAGUGGUCAGAAACCUUAUGAAUGUAAGGAGUGUGGUAAGUUCUUCAGACUUACUUCAGCCCUUAUUCAACAUCAGAGAAUUCCCAGUGGUGAAAAACCCUAUGAAUGUAAGAUCUGUGGGAAGGCCUUUAGACAUAGUUCAGCCCUUACUGAACUUCAGAGAAUUCAUACUGGAGAGAAACCUUAUGAAUGCAAGGCAUGUGGGAAGGCCUUUAGACAUAGUUCAUCUUUUACAAAACAUCAGAGAAUUCAUGGUGCUGAGAAACCCUAUGAAUGUAAGGAAUGCAGGAAUGCCUUUAGUGUGGGUGAGAAUAUUACUUGAAAAAUUUCUACUAUUUUUUAAUGAAAUGAGUAUUUAUUUGAAUGAAAUGAGUAUGUGAGGGCCUUUUCCUUGUGAUUUUCACUGGAAAAAAAUUUGAGGAUAUAAAAUAUAAUCAAGGAUGAUUCAUAUCCCUCUCCUUUUACAGUCUGUUCCCAGACUUCAUGGUCAUUCUGUGUUUCAAAAAAGUUUUCAAUCAUUGGUGACAUGUAUACCUUUAUAAUUUUGUUAAAUACUGCCAAAAAUUUCUGUUUUUAUAUUAAUAGUCUCAUUCUUUAUUGACUCAUGAUGGUCUCUUCAUCAUUUCUGAAAUUUGUGGAAUACAUGUUCAUCUAAUAAUUAGUGGUUUCAGUUAAUUUUGUGAGUUUCUUGUCCAUAUAUUUUCUCUUAAUUGCUUUUGGUGUUUAUGUUUUCAUUGUUUUGUCAUUUUUAUCAUUUGUAAUAUUAAUAAAAUAUCCUUUUUGUGUUAUAAUUAUUUGCUUCUCUAUCUGAUAUAUUUUUCUUCAUCUACACAGAUAGAGCUCCCAGUUAAAUAAAACAUAGUUUUAAAGUCUAUGACCCUGCCUUGUUAAAUUUUCUUUUUGUUUCUAUUGCUUUUUAUUUAUAGAUGUGUAACCACCUCUCCAUUUUCAUCAGUUGUUUGAUUUAUUUUUAAAUUUCUAUUUUGUUUUGACACAGCAGAUUCCUUUAAAUAUCUAUCAUAAAACAAUUCUAUUAAGGAGCCUUUUAUCUCUAGGUGGUACCAGCCAGGAUUAAAGUGAAAGGAACAUCUUGAUAUAUUUGAUGAAAAUUACUAAGCUAGCCUUUUUUUCUUAUUUGGGGGGGUGAGUACGGGGAAUUGAACUUAGGCAUUUGACCAUAUCCCCAGCCCUAUUUUGUAUUUUAUUUAGAGACAUGGUCUCAACUGAGUUGCUUAGCACCUUGCUUUUGUGGAGGCUGGCUUUGAACUCUCCAUCCUCCUGCCUCAGUCUCUCGAGUUGCUGAGAUUACAGGUGUGUGCCACCAUGCCUAGGUCUAAACUAGUCUUUUAAACUUGUUUAGCACCCUUAACUACUGCAGUGUCUAUAAUCUGAUCACUGAACUUAAAUUAAGGUUUACAAGUAUAUAUUACCAUGGUUUCAAUUGUUUUUGUGUAGAUCCUUUCUUUUUAUUUCCUCUCAGAAUUACCAGAGUUCAAUAAUCAGUAUUUUGGGGCUAGGGGAGUAGAUCAGAGGUAGAGCUCAUACUUAGCAUGCUGAGGCCCUGGAUUCAAAUUCCAGCACCAACAAAUAAACAAAUGAGUUAAAUAGUAUACCUUUCUUUUUUUAGGGUCUUUCUUAAAAAAUAUUUUUAUUUGUAAAGGGACGCAAUACCUUUAUUUUAUUUACUUACUUUUUAUUUAGUAUUGAGGUUCGAACCCAGUGCCUCACACAUGCUGGGCAAGUACACUACCACUGAGCUAUAAGUAGAAUUCCAGCCCUAUUUUAGUAAUCUUACAUGACCCAAAUUGUCUGUUUGACAAUUGACAAAGUUAUGCAAUCAAAUGAGAUCAUGAGUCACUGGUUUUUAGAUUUUUUUUAAGAAGAAAAUUUAACCAUUAUAUUUAGAUAACUUUAUGUCACCAUUAUUCAUUAGAUUUUCAAUUGACAUGUUUCCCAGACCUUGGGUACUUUUCAAAGUUUCACAUGAUCACCAGUAGUAAUAACUUUCUCAUUGGAUAUGUUAAGCUAUGUUUUCUGUAAGUAUUUCUUUAUGAGUAUUUUAUACAUGUUUUUUUGUACAUGUAGUUGGUGGCUAGUUUAUGUCCUACACAGUAAGAAAAUGAGUCUGUGAUGUACUUCGGUAUUACGGUAAUUUUCUACUUUGUAUCUUUGAAAAGAGUGAACACUAUUUAUUGAAUUACUGUGUGACCACCACUACUGAUUUACUCUUGGAUUUUAUUCUCCGUGGUCAUUCUGAGUUAAUAUCCAGGCUGCUUAAUUUUUUGGGCAUAGUACUCUAGGACUACUUGUCAUGUAUUCCUUUGUGUAUGAGUUUUUCAUUUCCAAAUUAAGGAAAUGAAAGCAAUGAGCUAUAUAAACUGUAUAUAGACAUAAAAUUGAUGGUAGAAACAAAAUAGCCAUUAAAUUUCUUGGCAUUUAAUUUUUGAAGUCCCUCUUGAAUAAAUGACAAGUGAAUGAGUGAAAUGUAUCCUUGUUGUAUUUCCCUUAUUUUUUAAUUAUAGCCACAUUUUUAUCAUAUAUUAACAUUUUUCUUUGAAUUUUAUACGAACCCUAAAAGCCAAUAAAACUGAUGCUGUUUGUGUUCAUUAUUGUCCUUGUUUUUACUGUAGUUUGGUGCUCAAAAAUAUGAAACUUCACCAUUUGUUUCCAUUUUCAUUUGUCCCUUUAUCCUUUCUGAAUUUUCCUUAUUCUACAUUUAAACUUUAUGUUUGUUCAAAUUCAAGAUGAUACUUUCCAAUUUAUUGCUGUCCUGAACUUAUCUAUUCCUAAGAAAGUAAUCCCACUUCUGUUUACUGGUGAAUAGCAUUAAACUAGUAUGUAUGUAAGGGAUGCAUGGAGAGUUUGUGGUUGUGAUUGCUUCGCCACAUUCCUGCCCUAACCUGCAGUGUGGCUGUAUUUGGAGAUAGGCCUUUUAGAAUGUAACCAAGGUUGAAUAAAGACAUAAAUAAUUGAUCUUGAUCUAAAAUGGAUGGUGAUCUUCUGCGUGAAGAUAGUGACCUUCUAAGGGACAUCUCACUUUGCAUGCUCACACACCAAGGAAAGGCCACAUGAGAACAAAAGAAGACGGGCAUCUACAAGCCAAGAAGAAAGCCCUCACCAGGAACUGAAUCUACUAGCACCUUGAUUGUGGACUUCACAACCUCCAGAACUGUAAGAAAAUACUUAUCUGUUAUUUAAGUCGUAUAGUGUAUAAGACUUUGCUAUGGCAUCUCAAACAGACUAACAAAAGGUUUUGGUAAUCAGAACUAGGGUAUUGCUAUUACAAGUGCCUAAAAAUGCAGAAGCUAAGCUUUGGAAAUAGGUAAUGGGCAGAGAGUCUGGAAAAGUUCUAAGACUAAUGGUAGAUUGAUUUUCAUUCAAAAAAUUAUUGAUAGAUAAUAUUUGAUACUAUUAUAUUACUCCCUGUUUACUAGUUAUUUUGUAGAUCUUUUUGUUCCUUUCUUUGUCCUCCUUUAUGGUUAAGUGGUUUCUCUAUCAGUAGGUUUUUAUUCCUGACUUUUUGUUUUUAAUGUAUCAAAAUUUUUUUUUAUCUUGGGAUAGUCUUAUUGGGUUGAAUCUGAUUGGUGAACUUUGGCCUUCCUAUACUAGAUACCUGAUAUUUGUAUCUUUUUACAGGUUUGGAAAGUUUUCUGUUAAUCUUUAAAAUAAACAUUCUACCACUUUGUCA
Molecule: messenger RNA, 4969 nt
Organism: Ictidomys tridecemlineatus (thirteen-lined ground squirrel)
Lineage: Eukaryota; Metazoa; Chordata; Mammalia; Rodentia; Sciuridae
Source: RefSeq, a predicted model, not a curated record